Molecule: messenger RNA, 4350 nt
Organism: Entrophospora candida
Lineage: Eukaryota; Fungi; Glomeromycota; Glomeromycetes; Entrophosporales; Entrophosporaceae
Source: the annotation of a GenBank genome assembly
AUGACUACAACAAACUCUGGUCUACAAUCAAUAGCUGAUCUAACAGCUUCAACUCGUUUGACCACUGGUGAUAUUCCUCCCCCUCUUGUAGGCUCAUCGACAACCGUUGUUGGAACCUGUCUUUAUAUAUUUGCAGGACGUUUGGUAUCUACAAGAAAAAUGACUAACGAUAUUUAUCUACUUGAUUUGGAAACUUUUGUAUGGACAAAAAUUCCAGAUAAUAAUCAGGUUACUCCUAAAGAAAGAUAUUUUCAUUCAGCAAAUCAAUAUGAAAAUUCAAUAGUCAUUUUUGGUGGUAUGGGUUAUAAAGGAACAUCAUCGUCUAAUGAUGACUUAUGUGUAUUAGACGAUUUGUGCGUUUUUAAUUUAGAAACCCACACAUGGAAUUAUCCCGAGAUUGUUCCUUCAAAUUUAUUACCUCGUCCAAGGUACGCACAUUUAGCUUCCGUCACCGCAAAUAAACUUGUAAUAAUAGGUGGCCAAGAUUUGACUAAUUACUAUAUAGAGGAGAUUAAUGUGUUAGAUUUAGUUGAAAUGAAAUGGAUAUCAACGAGACCUUUUAAAAAGCAUUGUGGUGCAUAUAGGUCUGUGGCCGUCAGUAGCUCAUCUUGUACUGCAUAUCCAUUAUUUAGUGAUAUUGCAUCUAUAACAUCUUUUGAUGAAUUACCGCCACCCACACCUGCCACACCUUCAAAUACUAUCAACAACAACAACGACCCACCUUCAACAGGUUCUUUUAGUCAAUCAGGUUCUUUGCGUAGACCUCCAUCUAGUGGUCAUGUUCGUUCACGUUCCGCUAAACGUAUACAAAGUUCUGGAAAUUCAUUUUAUCAUCGAUUAUCUUAUUCAUCAAAGGUAACUGAAGAUAACCCAACUCCUGUGUAUUUAUAUUCUAAUUAUAAUUUUGCUGAUGUUAAACGAGAGUUACAAUUAAUCACACCACCUACAAUACCAAAUUAUCAAAUCGUGGACCAUUCAACAAAUAUGUCUGGUGCAUUACCACCUGGCUUAAGAUUUCCGACUGGUGCAAUACUGGGACAACAUUUAAUAAUUUCAGGCACUUACCUAACCAGCCCUUGUCAAACGUUUAGCAUAUGGGCAUUAAAUCUUGCAAAUUUUAUUUGGAUUAGAAUUGAUACUGGCUCAUGUUUCUUACAAGGUUCUUGGAACCGCGGUGUUCUGUGUGAAGCAACAAAUAAAUAUUAUGUUCUCGGACAUCGUGAUAGAUCACUCGUUGACGAUUAUAAUCACCGUCAAACAAAUUAUAAUCAUGUAACAGUUGUGGAUUUGGAAGCAUUUGGCAUUUAUAGACCACCACCUACAACAAUGACAACCUCUGCACAAGAAUUAGGGUUAGCAUUAUUAAAUGAUCCCAAUAUAGCAGAUUUUGAAAUUAUCACUCAAGAUGAACAAAGAAUUCCAGUGAAUUCACAAAUAUUAUCUCAAAGAUGGCCUCAUUUUAAAGCACUGGUGGAAAUGCAAGCUGAUAGGGCACCCAGACUUAAGUAUGAUGAGGAAUCACAAAAAAAAAUAGAUGAUGAUUUGCCAAUAUUAAUGUAUCAUAAUAGGGCUCUUGAAUUUCCUGAACCAUCAUCUGUCACAUUAGCAUUUUUACAAUAUCUAUACACUGAUCAUCUUUUAACUUCACAGCAAAAUCAACCACACGUCUUAUCGCAACUUUUACUGUUAGCAGAUAUGUAUGAUUUGGAUAGGCUUAGACAACUGGCAUCACAUGCAUUACAUGUAUCGUUGAGUAUGACAACUGCGGCUUUAAUUUAUGAGACUGCAGCUUUAUCUCGUCAAACAGGUUUACAAAUACGUGCUCUUAAAGUAAUGAUUGCUGCUAAGAAAAUGCUUCAACAAAGCAGAGGACAGAUCCUGCCCCAAGGUCUUCAAAAUAAUGGACAAUCUGGAUAUCGUAGUUCUGUUAUCGACCAUGAUUUAUCACCAACCGCAAAUUGGGCAACUUCAUCAAAUCCUGCAAGUCCGCCAAUAUCGGCAAUGUCAUCAGAAAUGAGAACCUCUUAUUAUGACCCAUACGCGGUUAAUAAUAAUAAUUUACACUCACCUCCAAUUCAUUCAACUAGAUCAAGAUCGUUGUCAGCAGCUUCUGCGCAUAGUGCUACAAUACCAAAUCGAGGUUAUCUUCCAACCAUACAGGAUACCAUGCCCUCUAAUGACGUUACACCAUCAGAAGGAAUUUCUACACCACCACAACAUCCACGUUUAAGGACUUCAGCAUCUACUAGUUCAUUAAAUUCCUCGAGAUCUGCUAGGACUUUUGGAACAACUGGAUUUGGAAAUGGAAAUGCUCAACCACAUCAACAAGAUCCUAAUUAUGGAUAUGUGGGAGGUGUAUUUCGACCUUGGACAUGGUCACUAAAAAAAAUUGAUAAUUUUGGGUGGUUAAGAGUAACUAAAGAAUUCGAGAUGAACUCAACAACAAACGGUCCAACAUUUGGUAACAUGAUGAAACAAGGAAUACAAUCGUUUAUGGAAGGAAAAAAUUCACAAUUAAAGCGUUCAAAAGAUUCAUAUUUUGCGGUGCUAAAGUAUAACACUCUUUUUAUGUAUGAUAGCGAAAGACAAUUAGAUUGCAAGGGUAUAAUAAUUAUAUCAAAUCAUAACGUAUCAAUAUAUCCAGAAAAUUUACCAGAUAAUGAGAUUUUUUCAAAAGCAACUUCGAUAAGAUUAAAAACAAAACAAUCAGUUUAUGAUGAUAUGAAAAUUGACAUAGAUGAUACUACUUAUUAUUUAUUUUGUAAUGUGGCAGUGGAAAAAGAAGAUUGGUAUUUUGUUUUGCAAAAAUCAUCAAAACUUGAGUCAAAUUCACCUGGACCUCAACCACAAGUUGUAAGGGAUAAAGCACAAUUUGAUCAAUUUUCAAUGAAUCAUCUUUUGAAAACUUUAUAUUCAAAUGAUGAACAUAUUGAAACACAAUGGUUGAAUGCUAUUUUAGGACGCGUAUUCCUUUCGGUGUACAAAACUCAAGCUGUCAAAGAUCACUUUGUUCGAAAAUUGAUUAGAAAGGUUAAAAAGAUAAAAAAACCGAGUUUUUUAAGCGACAUUCAGAUCAAAUCGGUGGAAGUUGGAGACGGUGUGCCAUAUUUGACCAAUCCCAGAUUAGCCAAGUUGGAUAUAAACGGUGGUUUAAGUGUCGAUGUGGAUCUUGAUUAUAAUGGCGGAUUUCGUGUAGAAAUUGAAACCGAAGCAAUAAUUGCAGUUACAAAGUUAAAAACCAUCAAAUUACCUGUUGUGCUUGCUGUAGUUUUAAGAGGUUUACAGGGAAGGUUGUUAUUAAGAAUCAAACCUCCGCCAACCAAUAGAAUAUGGACAGGGUUUUAUGAAAUGCCAAAGUUAGAUUUAUUAAUUGAACCUGUAAUUUCGGAAACUCAACUAAAGUUUGCACCAAUAAUUAAAGUCAUAGAAUCGAAAAUUCACGAGAUGUUUAUGGAUUCUUUAGUAUUACCAAAUAUGGAUGAUGCACCAUUCUUUAGAAGUUUUGGAAUGGGUGGUAUUUUUGAAGGUGAUGUUAAGAUUGGAGAAGAGAAUGAUGAAAACGAAAAUGAAGAACCAAAUGAACAAAAUGAAGAUGAUGAUAAUAACAACAACUCUAUUGAUCCAGAUCCAGAUCCAGAACUUCAAACAGAAAUGUUGAACACAGUUAUAAGUGAGACAGUGGAUCCAGAGUUACAAAAAACUGAACCAGAAUUAUUAUUGUCUUCGCCAUUAAAAGCUAACGAAGAAAACAUGUUAACCUUGGAUGAACCAUAUAGGGAACCUAAUUUGACUAAAGGCAGAAUUAGAUAUAAUGUUGCUAAACAAUUAAAACGUUUUGAUGGAUUUGCACACAUAACAUCAAAAGACAAUUCGAACAACUCCUCAAUAUUGUCAUCUCUUCCUAAUUCACUAUCAUCAAAUUCCACAGGAUCUACAUUUAAACGUUGGUCAAGAUCAGUAUCCAUUCGUCGACAGAAAUCAGGACAUGAAAUUCCAGGAACUCUUUCUAACGAUAAUCGUAAUAACAGUCAACAAAAAAAAUCAUCUGAUAUUUCCAGUUCACCACCAUCUCCACAAAUAUCCUUAUCACAAUUACCACCAUUGCCACCAGAUACAGAUGAUGAUAUAACAGGUCCAAGCAAAGAAAGUUCCGCAAAUUCAAUAGAGAGUAUUAUAUUAACUGACGAAUCUGUGAGCAUGUCAACAACUCCACCGCCGUCACCACCUAAAUCACCACCAAAAUCGCCCAAAUCACUUGAAGUUGACGAUUAUAGAAUAAUAAAUGAUCAAAUCGAUUUAUCUUCAGGAAUAAAUUCACCGAUAGAGGAAUUAAAUCAACUAUUUGGAUAG